Molecule: messenger RNA, 522 nt
Organism: Monoraphidium neglectum
Lineage: Eukaryota; Viridiplantae; Chlorophyta; Chlorophyceae; Sphaeropleales; Selenastraceae
Product: Transcription initiation factor TFIID subunit12
Exons: 2
Coding region: 1-522 (173 amino acids)
Biological process (GO): DNA-templated transcription initiation; RNA polymerase II preinitiation complex assembly
Cellular component (GO): SLIK (SAGA-like) complex; transcription factor TFIID complex; SAGA complex
Molecular function (GO): DNA binding; protein heterodimerization activity; TBP-class protein binding
Source: RefSeq, a predicted model, not a curated record
AUGGCAGAGCAGGUCGUGACGGCGCGGCUGCCGCCGGCGCGGAGGCUCGUGCCGGACGGGCGCGGCGGCAUGGCGUCGGCCGCGGCGCCGGCGGACGAGCAGGGCAAAAUUCUGCCGCGCAGCCAGCUGGACCGGCUGAUGCGCAUGCACGGCCUCGACCAGACGUUCCGCCUGGCCCCAGACGUCCAGUCAGAGCUUUCCCGCCUGGCCGAGGACUUUGUGGCCGACCUGGUGGAGCGUGGCUGCCAGCUGGCGGUGAUGCGCAAGGCCACCACCCUGCGCGCCUCUGAUUUGGCGCCGUACCUGGAGCGCACCCACCACAUCCGCGUGCCUGGGUUCAGCGGCGAGCUGCGGCCGUACCGCAGGCCAAAUGCGAGCGAGGUGCACCGCGAGCGGGCGGCGGCGGUAAGGCACAGCGCGAGCGCGGCAGGGGCCGCGGCUGGGGCCGGCGGCGGCGGUGGUGGCGGCGGUGGUGGCGGUGGGGUCGGUCCGGGGGCGCCAAAGGGCCGGGGCGGAGGAUGA